GAUACCAACCAUAGACAAUUCAUUAUUGUUAUAGAACAUCACUAUGUGGAAUCCACCUGUCAUGCCUAUACAUGUCAAAAAUUCCAAAGUUUGUUAUGUAGAGGGGUGGAAGUAAGUUGUAGUCGUACAACAAGGUGCAAGUUCUGUAAUUAAUUAUGUAGAUUAUCAAUGCUAUUGUUCACGAAGAAUCCGCUGUGAAACGUAAAAACUAUUCAGUUAUUCUCAUGGAACGUGAAGAAAGUUUAUUGUGAAAGGUAUACUUCGACUAGGUAUGCCGUCAUCAAUUUCGGAUGUGUAAUAAAGACUUAAUUGUCACAAACGUGGUUCUAUACUAAAUCAAAAGUUGUUUGAUUGGGAAAUAGAUUAAAUAUACUUCGUAAUACAUAUGUCGGGAUUUCAACCUCGUGAUACAAUGCCCAAGAUGGGGCACGUAACAGAUUUGCGAGAGCAAUGGUUGGUGCGCACUGACGGCGCGCUGGCUCAUCGCCUCCAAGACCGUGAAAUUUCGACGCAUCUCUGUGAGAACAGGUAUCGCAAUCAACAGAUACGUGAAGACUUCCCAGUAGCUUUAAACGAACAGAGGGAUAUCGAACACGAAGUACAAUUGCGCGAACUCGCGCGCCGUCGACAAGCGGAGAUAGACGCAGAAAUAGCGCGAGAAAUGGCUGAGAUCAAUAUAAGACGACAACGACGCGUGCAUAACCCUGAAAUGCUUGUCCAGCCCAGUUCAUCAAAAGCAACACCAGCGCCUCCGCCUCCUGACAUUAACCCUGACGAAUUGGGUCUAUCUGCCUCUGAACUUGAAGAAAUGAGGCGAAGGCUAGAACAGGAAGAGCGAGAUGCACAUUUAGCCAGACAAUUAAGUCAUGAAGUUGAGGGUAAUGAAGCGAUACUUGCGGACAUGAAAUGCGCAGUUGAAGCGCAAGACGGUGAGCUCGCCCGCCUCUUACAGGAGAGGGAAUAUAAGAAACUACAAAGAGCAAAAGAGAAAGCACGACAAAAAGCACUCUUGAAGAAACAACAGAGAUUGGCGCAGAGAGAAAUACCGCCAGAACCACCUCAAACAAUGCUCUGCGAUGCUUAUAGUAAUCCCAGAGACAUGAUACGCCAGAAUGGUAUACGAUUAUGCAAAUCAGUUGACUCCGACCUCAAUUAUGUUGAACCAUUUGAAAAGGAAUGUAUACAAUCAAAAGCCAGUGCCUUACAAUCUAAAGAAAUAUCAAAACAGUAUUACGCACAAGAACCUGGAACUUCUAGCUCCAAUCUGAACAUAUCACACAACCAUUCAAGAUCCUUUGAAUCUAAGCCUCCUGCGAAUCUCAAUACAUCUAUACAUCAUCGGCAGCCACCACCGCCUCCAACAACCAGCAAAAAGCCGAGAUUUCCGGACCCAGUGAGCAUUAGACCAGCUUCUCACUACCCUACAGAUAAUAUUCUAUCGGACAACGAUGCACACACAUCAAUGCCUCACAGUGUAAGUGAAAACAAUAACUUAUAUAGCUCAGCAUUCCCUUCAGACAUGAAUGUGCCACCUCCAAGAAUGGGUUACGAUAAAUCUGACCCUUCCAAACGAUUAUCUGUAAUAUCUGAUAUAACUGCGGAAGGACUUGCUAAGAAAAAGAGCAAGCAAGCCGAUUUAAAUAAGAAAAGACGAGGCUGCAAAAUACAAUAGAUUUCAGUUAUAUUUCAUAUACUUUCUCCUAAUAAGAAUUCAUUUUUUUAAAGUAAUAACAAUUUAAUGAAUGCCAUUUUAAUUCUUAUGUUCAUGGAUCUAGAAAAAAUAUGAAAGUCUGAACUAUAUUAAAGCAAAGCAAAAGUACAUUCAUUUAUAACUUAGAUUACAAAAUAAAAAUUUAUAAUAUCUUAAUUUACGUUCAUAGCACGGCAUUACAUUUUUACUUUAUUUUUAUUAUUAUAACAAUAAACAAUAAUUUUCUUCAACAUCUCUCUCCACUGAAUUGAUUUUUUUUCGUAAAACCAGACAACUGUAGUUUUUAAAAUAUUGCAUGGUUUUCAUAUUAAAAACGGGCCGUUAAAAUUUCCAUAAUUUAUUCAUAUUAGAUCUGAAUAACAUGAUAUAAUCUUUUUAUUAUUUAUAUUGAAUUUAGUUAUUUUUCUAAGUAUUUAUUUUAUUUUACUAUAUUCUCUGUGGAUGUACCUGCAGGAUAUUUACCAAUGAGCCAUUUUGAAUUAAGUUUUGUUACUUUUUAAGGCUAUGUAUAGCCAGGGUUUUUAUUUAGAUUAUAACAAUUCAUUUCUUAUUUUUAGGUUAUUUUAAAUAUUUUAAAGAUAAUGUGUCCUUAACACAGGACACAUGUAUAAUUUUGGCCAUUUGAUACAAAUUUUGCAUUGUAAAAUUUUUGUUUACUUAAAUAUUAUCAACAUUCCAAACAUGUGAUUAAAUUUAUUUAUAAUUUAAUUUUAAGUUCAAGAUUACAUUUUCCAGAAGUCAAUUUGUUACUCUUUUGAUUAGAAAAUUUGAUUCUGUGUUCUCAUUUGAUAAGUUUGAUUUUUUUUCUCUAAUUAUGAUUUAAUAUAAGUAUAAAUUAUAAAUGCUCAAUUAUUGUCAAUUAAUGACUAGUCUUAAAAAAUAUUCAUACUAUCAAAAAUUCAUUUGAUUGUACUUAACAUUAACCAUCUUGUUACAAAAAACCUCCUAAUCAUUUAAACCUCUGUACAGUACGAUUAAAACUUUAUGGCGGCUAGUAACAUCGAACGAUCUGAUGCGCAGAAAACAAUUUUAGAUAUUACCGGAACGUUUGGGUUCCGGUAAUAUCUAAAAUUGUUGCGCCUGCUCGCCCGUGCAUUCGCAGCUAACUUCCGAACCGCCAUUAAGUUUUAACUUUGAAUCAAACUGUACUAAAGUUAAACCAUGACUUAAUCUGACUUUAAAUCAGGUCUGAUUAAUAAGAUGGUAUGAGUUUUAUAAAGACUGAAUUUCUUUUAUGGUAACAUUAUUUUAACUUUGCACAAUAAUAACUAUAAUUCUUGUUUUGAAACUAACAAGUAUUGAUUCAAAAAAUGUAUCUCGUCAAAUAUUUCAUAAACAGAUUUUUAUAUAUCCAUUAGGUUUAAGGUAGCUAUACUGUAUUAGAUUGUAUAUUUAUACCUGAAGAGGUGCUUUAAUUUAAUUUUAUUAUAAUCUUGAAUAUUUUGUAUUUAGUUAAGGUCUUCUCGAAUUUAUUGACAUACUAAUGUAACCUUUAUGUAACCAAUGACCUGCGAAGGGUUGAGUUAAACUUGAGUACCUCUAAAGAUUAGACGCCGUAAAAUUGUAAACACCGGUAGAUUAUAAUCCAAAGAGUUCGAUUAUAAUCCUUAUCGAGAGAUUUUUUAUCAGUAUAAUAAUAUAACUUCUGCUUACAAUUUAACGUAUUAUUUUUCGGUAAGUACCUAGAUUAUGAGCAAUCGAAAAAUAAUGCGUUAAAUUGCAAUAAAUAUUGCCAAUAGCUUUUAAAUGACCUUUCGCAUUUUUCAUGAAGGUAACUGGUUACAUAUAGGAUAUUGUUUAAGGAUAAGCUUUAACCGCAAUGUGGCCUUUACAGUGCCUUAUGGAACCGAACCAAACUGAAAAAUGUGUACAUGACACCUAAAUAUACAGUAUUUUUAAUUUUG
This is a messenger RNA of Colias croceus (clouded yellow), 3615 nucleotides long. RefSeq lists its product as uncharacterized. The transcript has a single exon. Lineage: Eukaryota; Metazoa; Arthropoda; Insecta; Lepidoptera; Pieridae. The coding region runs from base 386 to 1672 and encodes 428 amino acids. The record is from RefSeq and is a predicted model, not a curated record.